Closterium sp. Naga37s-1 is the source of this 5196-nucleotide messenger RNA. The record is from the annotation of a GenBank genome assembly. NCBI's taxonomy places the organism in Eukaryota, Viridiplantae, Streptophyta, Zygnematophyceae, Desmidiales, Closteriaceae.
AUGUCAGGCGGCCCAGCUGGCGGCGUGGGAGGGGGAGGGACGAGCAGGGACGGCGCGCAGAUGCACCCCGACAUGGCGUUCGAAUGGGGCUACUCGCCCCGAGCCGUGCACUCGCCAUCGCGUUUCAGUCGCGACGAGGAGGCGAACCCUAAUCGGACCAAGAGCAACCUCAGCCAGCAGCGCACGCUCAGUCUCAGCGCCGCGCGCCUCAGCCAAGCCGCGGCGGACCUCGGAUUCCACGUCACCCCUCCCCCGUACCCCUCCGCCUCCGCCAAUGCGCCACCCGCGGCGCAAGCAGGAGCGUUCCCCGGGUUUUCCCCCGCGGCUGCUGCGGCGGCUGCUGCUGCACUAGCAGCAGGCGGGGAUGCUGGCGGGGGGCUGGGUCUAGGGGGAGGUAUACCUGGGGGAGGUAUAUCCGGGGGAGGUCUCGUUCGGGGCGGGUCGGGACUGCCAGGGUGGUCCGGAGGAGGCGUAGCUGGUGCUGGUGGCGCCGGUCAUCUGCAAUCGCUUACAGUAGAUCCGUCUAAAGCGGGGAUAUCUUCUCGCGGAGCAGGGGGGCACGGCGUGCCUCCGCUGCCCCUGCCGUCUCCCAAAGGGAACGCCGCCGCUGCUGCUGCCGUCGCCAACGCUGCCGCGGGCAAGCUGGGCAGCCCGAGAGGAAACUUUUCCGGGUCGCGGGCAGCCGGUCUGGGGCAUUGGCCGAGAGCCGGUCUGCCCGCGAGCAUUCAGCAGCAGCUGAUGUUGGGGGCGAUCGGGGGAGGGGCGGGCGGGGGAGCAGCAGGGGGGGGCGCAGCGGGACUUGCAGGGCUAGGGGGAAUGCAGAGCGGCUUUGCUGGCGGUGGAGGCGGCAUGGGGGCAUUGGGGAAUGUAGGGGGAGCGGGGAUGGCGGGAAUGGCGGGGAUUGGGGGAAUGGCAGGGCUCGCUGCUUUGAAUAGUAGCAGCGACGGCAGCGGCAGCGGCGGCGGCAGCGGUGGCGGGUUACCAGGUAUGAACCUGCAGACGCAGUUGAGCCUGCUAGCCGCCCAGCUUGACGGCCGAAUGGACGACAACAACCCCCUCUCGCGGACCAACAGCGCGCCGCCACUUGGCGCGCUUCUCGCCAGCAUCGGUGACGUGGCAGAGCUGGAGAGGCUCUACCGAUUGCUCCCCGAUGCCAUGUCACCGGACGUCUCCCCGCACGUGGGGCUGACGCUGCCGUACCAGGGCAUAGGCGCGGCCUCAGGCUCGGCAACAAGCUCGGCAGUAGGCUCGGUGGCGACGAGCCCGGACCGGGAAUUGCACUUACAUCGGCUGCUGGGGAGCAUGGGCAGCGGUAGCAUGGGUAGCAUGGGCAGUGGCAGCAUGGGCAUGGGCAGCGGUAGCAUGGCAGGGUAUUUAUCGUCAACAGUACCAUCUAUGGCGGCUCUUAUAAGGGAGCGCACUAAGCUCUCCCGCACUAGCAGCUGCCCCCCCCCUGUGGCGGAGGACAUGAGCGGGGGCGCGGGGGGAAGCGGAAUGGAGGGGCGCGGGGGCGAGGGGGAGUCGUCUGAGUCGGAGGGGGAGAGCGGGCAGCAUGGGGCGGGCGCGGGGCACAAGAGGAAGAAGCGCCGGGCUCCGGGGGGAGUGGGGGCGGGUGCUGACGUGGCUGGAAGGAGCGGCGGAGGUGGCAAGCAGAGGGAGCCAGAGGACGCGCUGGAUGGCGGGGCGCGCCUGGGGGGGCGCGGAGGGGGCGGGGGAGGGGGCGGGAGCGCGGGCAGCGGGGGGAAGGGAAGCGCGGGGGCGUGGGGGGGGAGCCCGGGGGGCGGGUACAGCAUGCAGGGCGGGGGGAUGGGGGGGAGCAUGCAGGCGGGGGCGAUGGAAACAUCGAGCCAGGACUAUAUUCAUGUGCGCGCGAGGCGAGGGCAGGCCACUGACAGCCAUAGCCUUGCCGAAAGGGUGCGGCGGGAGAAGAUCAGCGAUCGAAUGAAAGUGCUCCAGAGCCUUGUUCCAACCUGCACCAAGGCAACGGGCAAGGCAGUGAUGCUGGACGAGAUUAUCAAUUAUGUGCGCUCGCUGCAGCUGCAGGUGGAGCUGCUAUCGGCCAAGCUAGCAGCAAUAGAGCAGGACACAGCAGAGAUGGACGGCUCAGAUUCACCCGCCGACUUUUGUGCGGCUCAGAUGGCAGCACUGGGAGGGCUGCUACUCCCCUCCGCCCCUGCUUCUGCUGCUGCUGCUGGCGCAGGGGGAGGAGCAACAGGUGGUGGGGGAAAUGUCGCUGCUAUGGGUGGGGGUGCCGCUGCUGGUGGUGCUUCUGCUGGUGCGGGCGUUUCUGGUGGUUCUGCUGGUAGUGCUGGUGCUGCCGCUGUGGCUGCAACUGCCCUUGCCGGGGGAUCCACGGCAUCGCCCAUGGCCACGCCGUCACCAUCAGCGUCACUGGGAGCAGCGGCCGCCCUGCACCCGGACAUGGCCUCCCUCCCCACUGACCUCGCCCGCCUCCUCCUCUCCCGCCACCUGCCCCACCCCGCCUUCGGGGGAACCGCUGGGGGAGGGGGAACAGGAGGGGGAGGGGUUGGUGGGGAGGAGAUGGGGGGAGGCGGAGGGGGGAUGGGAGGAGGCGGGGGAGGAAUGGGGGGAGGCGGAGGGGGGAUGGGGGGAGGCGGGGGGGAGGGGUUGGGGGAGCUGACGAUGGAGCAGCUGCAGGCUCAGCUGGAUGCCAUGAAUGGGGUAGGCGCAGGGGGGGGGGGGGAGGGGCAGGGGUGGGGGGGGCGGGGAGGUGGAGAGGGGGGCCUCCCGCACAUGGGCGUGCCGUGUGAGGUGAGGUGGGGCAUGCAGUGUGAGUGGGACGGUGGGCUUGAGAGCAUAGUGGCAGCAGCAGCCGCCAUGCCGCCGUCCCAGCAGGCCCAGUCAGGUUCAGGCGCCAGCCACUCUGCUAAUAACCAUCACGCUUCAGGUAGCUCGUUAUCGUCUCGUUACUACCGGGACAUGCGCGAUUCUCUCCGCGCCCGCCUCUCCGCGCUGUACGGCGAGGCGCGCCGGCGGCUCCCCGCAGUCCUGGCGAGCGCGCAGGUCGCUUCCGCGUGUUUUGCUGUCGUGCUGUUGGCAUGGGUGAAUGCGGCAGUGCGGCAGAUGUGGCCAGAGCUGCGCAAAGCAAGCACGGAAAUGCUGAAGAGCAGCCUGAGGGGUCUGUUUGAAGGUUACCACUUCGGUAUCAUCACCGGCAUUGAUGUGCGAUCCGUUGACCUGGGACCCGACCCGCCCACCAUCACCGCUGUGCGAGUGCGCAGUGGCGGGGCGGACAAUGGAGGGGCGAAGAGGGAAGCGCAGAGCGGCAGAGCGGGACAGGAAGAGGGCUCCGCACAGGGAGACGUGGACGUGCAAGUGAGCAGCAUCGCUGCUGCUGCCACGCUCAAACUCACUCUCAAGCCGCUGCUGCCCCGUCUGCCGGGCUUUGGUGCCGUGCUGCUGUCACUGCUUAACCAGUGUGCUGCAGUAGUGGUGUCUUUCAACUGCAUCCUCUGCAUGCUCCCAGCCCCUCUCUCAUCCACUCUCCCAUCCUCUAUCCCCACUUCCAUUCCACCCUCCUCCCGUUCGCCUUUCCCUCACCUCUCCCCCGGGCAGCCGUUCUUUGACUUCAAGGUGUCAGUGAUGGGAGGCAAUCUCAAGGCCAUGCCAGGAUUUGAGAAGAUGAUCGAGACGGUGUUGCGCCUGUCAAUCGACGAUUCCCUCGUGUGGCCCUCGCGAUGGGUGUACCCUGUCGUGGAUGGUGACUUCAGUUUCCUCGAGCUCACCCCAGUGGGGUACCUAGACGUGUCGCUGAUAGAGGCGGAGGGGCUCCCCAAGACGGACGUGCUGACCGGGGCGGCUGACCCGUUCGUGCUGCUGUACGUGCGGCAGCGGGAGGGGGGUAUCAAGCGCAGCAGCACCGUGCACCACUCCCGCCACCCCACGUGGAACGAAGGGUUUAUUCUUGAGGUGGAGGACCCACAGGCACAGCAGCUGACGAUCAGGCUGAUGGACAGCGAGCGGUUUGAGAAGUCGGAGUUCAUUGGAGCCCAUAUGCUGCCGCUCCACACGGAGGUUAGAGAGGUGGCCAAGCCCUCCCGUGAGAGUGCGAGCACACACGGUCGCGUGCAUGUGGUGGUGAUGUAUGUGCCGUACACGGAGCGAGAGAGAGGGGAGGGGGGAGUGCCCUACACCCAAAUGGAGAAGAGAUCUAUGGACGACGACUUCCCGCCAAUGCUGGACGUGCCGGGCUUCGGCAUUCAAUUACCAGGCAGAACCGCGGAAGACAGCAACCUCAACUUCCUCACGGACAGUGGCACGGCCAACUUUGGUCACGUGGCCGUGGGGAGAGGGGGACUUAGAGUGCCGGAUCAGCAGCAGCAGCAGGACAACUCAUUGCGCUUGGCUGAUCUGAGAAAGGUGGAGCUGCUGGGGCGGGGGGCGAGUGCAGCAGUGUACCUGGUGCAGCAUGCGCGCACGGGGCAGCAGUACGCACUGAAGGACAUGCAGUUGAACAUGGAUGCUGAUGUGCAGAAGCACGUGGGGAACGAAUUGCGCAUCAACCACCAGUGCCGCUCGCCCCAUGUCGUGCGCUGCUACCAGGCGUUCGUGGACGACGGGCACCUCUUCAUAGUGCUCGAGUACAUGGACGCGGGCUCACUGGCCGACGUGCUGCAGCUGGUGGGGCGAAUCACGGAGCCGUACCUCGCAGCCAUCUCCCGGCAGGCCUUGCAGGGCCUGCGGGACCUGUACCAGGGGCACCGCAUCAUCCACCGCGACAUCAAGCCCAGCAACAUGCUGCUCAACCAGUCGGGGUGCCUCAAGAUCAGCGACUUUGGUGUAUCUCGCGUGCUGGAGAACAGCUAUGACGUUGGGAACACGUUUGCGGGGACUUAUACGUACAUGUCGCCGGAGCGCAUAAUGGGCAGGUCCUACUCGCACAACAGCGACCUGUGGGCCUUCGGACUGAGCCUGCUGGAGUGUGCCAUCGGGCAGUACCCCUACCGCCCCGCCUCUGGAGGCUCCUUCAACUACUUCGAUCUGCUCUCGGAGAUUUCCAACUCGCCGGCUCCCAUUGCUCCGCCGGACUUCUUCUCGCCGCAGUUCUGCGACUUUGUGGCUCUCUGUCUUCAGAAGGACCCCAACCAGCGCCCAUCAGCAGAGCAACUUCUUAACCAUCCGUUCAUCCACCUACAUCCUGACGUCAGCCUCCAACCACUUGUGAGCAGCGAUUGA